AUGGCCGACCCCCGCGUUGAAGAGCUUCCCGAUGAGGAGGUCCCCAAGACCGUCGAGAGCGACUCCGAGUCUGAGGCUGGCGACGAGCCCGUCAUCCCCGGCGGUGCUGCUGUCACCAUCCACUCUCGCAACGAGAAGAAGGCCCGCAAGGCCAUUGCUAAGCUCGGCCUGAAGCACGUCCCUGGCAUCACCCGUGUUACCCUCCGCCGCCCCAAGAACAUCCUCUUCGUCGUUAACCAGCCCGACGUCUACCGAUCCCCCUCCAGCAACACCUGGAUCAUCUUCGGUGAGGCCAAGAUUGAGGACCUGAACGCCCAGGCCCAGGCUUCCGCUGCCCAGCAGCUUGCUGCCGCCGAGGCUGCCGAGCACGCCGGUCACGACCACGACCAUGACCACGACCACGACCACGGCAAGGGCAAGGCCCCCGAGGUCGAGGCCAAGAAGGAGGAGGAAGAGGAUGAUGGUGAGGAGGUUGACGAGGCUGGUCUUGAGGCUAAGGACAUUGAGUUGGUCAUGGCCCAGGCCAGCGUUUCCCGCAAGAAGGCUGUCAAGGCCCUUCGGGAGAAUGACAAUGAUAUCGUGAACUCGAUCAUGGCCCUCAGCAUAUAA
Penicillium cataractarum is the source of this 609-nucleotide messenger RNA. Its product is annotated as nascent polypeptide-associated complex subunit alpha. The record is from RefSeq and is a predicted model, not a curated record. The transcript is spliced from 3 exons. Gene Ontology annotation, cellular component: cytoplasm; nascent polypeptide-associated complex. Bases 1 to 609 code for a protein of 202 amino acids. NCBI's taxonomy places the organism in Eukaryota, Fungi, Ascomycota, Eurotiomycetes, Eurotiales, Aspergillaceae. Gene Ontology annotation, biological process: protein targeting to membrane.